Molecule: messenger RNA, 4970 nt
Organism: Uranotaenia lowii
Lineage: Eukaryota; Metazoa; Arthropoda; Insecta; Diptera; Culicidae
Gene: snu
Product: ABC transporter G family member 23
Exons: 12
Coding region: 744-3233 (829 amino acids)
Cellular component (GO): membrane
Molecular function (GO): ABC-type transporter activity; ATP binding; ATP hydrolysis activity
Source: RefSeq, a predicted model, not a curated record
UCUUCGAUGAUUCGAGAGAUUCUCGUGAUCAGUUCCCUUGAGUGAUCCGUUCGAAUCAGACCCAAUCUGGAUUGUGAUUAUAGACGCGUGCGGCGUGUGUGUUUUGCUUCUGAAACCCGGAUAUCUUCUGUUUUAAGUAGCAGUUGCAGGAAGAUCUUCGCGUAGCAAAAGUGAACGAGCCUAGCUAGCUGUAGUAGAAGCUAGACGACGAACUCGAACUUAAAAACGCGGAAGGUGAGCCAGCUUGUAAAAGUUAUAGCCAAGCGGCGCAAAAGUGAAUCCAAAAAGUGUGCUGCGUGCUUUUGAGUGUAUCUGUUAGUUGUUGACCGGAGAGCGCAUAUGUAUAUGAAGGAAUCCACCUUCUGACCGCAGCUCGGCCAGUCAAUUGAACAACAACCUCGGCGGGUCCAUUCAGCUCUCUUCAAUAUAUCAUCAUCAACACACCGUCGAGUCAUAAGCAAAAUCGCUUUCCCCUUUCUUGAGCUAGUGAGCGAGUGCGUGUUUUUUUAUUCAAUCGCUUUGGAUCGACGAAUAACCUUCCAAAAGUUUACGAUUGUUUUGUUGGAAUCGGUGCAGUAAGAAAAAAAAAAACAGUGCAAUUACUGAAAAUUACUCAGUUUUUUUUGUGUUGUUAAGAAUUGUGUAGAAGUUUUUUGGUUUGAAAGUGACCGGGGGAUAAAGUGCCAUUAGUUUUGUGAAGCAACUUGCUUGGAAGAAGAGUUUUACCUCGUGUGAUAGGUGAUAUGAUGGUUUCGGUCGACGGAAGUAGCACUACCGGUGAUCCGGCUUCCGGGUCUUCCGGGAUUGCUGUCAUUUCGACUGGUAGGAUCGAGGAAAUCAGUUCCGAUCAGCAGCAGCAACAGCAGCAUAACUCGGAUGUUGCUGACGGAAUCCAGGGUCAGAAGGGUGGUCCAAUGAUCAACAAAAUGUUCAGCUGGGCUACGGACGCGCCAGUUGCCAAUGGCAGCGAGACGAGCGUGGCGACGAUCGACGAUGGCGGAACGAUGUGGGCCCGGCAGCAGCAUGCCGUUUCGGUGCGGCAUGCCUUCAAACAGUACGGCUCCAAGAAGAAGCCGAACCAGGUGCUCUCGAACCUAAACAUGACAGUUGCCAAAGGAACAAUCUAUGGACUUCUAGGAGCAUCCGGGUGCGGUAAAACGACACUGCUAUCCUGCAUAGUGGGGCGAAAGCGACUGAAUGCCGGCGAAAUCUGGGUGCUCGGUGGCAAACCGGGAACGAAAGGAUCCGGAGUACCGGGUAGACGAGUCGGGUACAUGCCACAGGAAAUCGCUCUAUACGGGGAGUUCUCGAUUCGGGAAACGAUGAUGUACUUCGGGUGGAUCUUCGGCAUGCAGACGUCGGAAAUUGCCGAACGGUUAAAGUUCUUGCUCAAUUUCCUCGAUCUGCCGUCCGAAUCAAGAUUGGUAAAGAAUUUGAGUGGUGGUCAGCAGCGAAGAGUAUCCUUUGCGGUGGCUUUGAUGCACGAUCCGGAGCUGCUGAUUCUGGAUGAACCGACCGUCGGUGUCGAUCCCUUACUUAGGCAAAGUAUAUGGAACCAUCUGGUGCACAUUACCAAGGCUGGACAGAAGACAGUCAUCAUCACCACACAUUACAUCGAAGAGGCUCGGCAAGCGCAUACGAUCGGUUUGAUGCGUUCGGGGCGCCUCCUAGCGGAAGAAUCACCAGCCUGUCUGCUGUCGAUGUAUCGCUGUAGUAGUCUCGAGGAUGUCUUCUUGAAGUUGUCUCGCAAGCAAGGACAACAGAAUGCCGCCCCGGCUGAGCUUAACAUUAGCAAUAACAUUUCACUGUCCGCGCUGGCGUUCGGCAAGGCCAAGGACAAUCCCGUGUACGUGAGUCAGGAAAGCGGAGUCGUAGGUUUAAAUUUCCAUCAAAGUAAAGAAGUACUCAUUAGUGAUAGCAACGGCUCAACGUACGGUAUCAAUGGCCUGAACGGAUCCCCACCAGGAGCAAUCAGCCAAGCAGUGGAAUGCGACGACUGUGCCGAUUGUUCAGAUUGCAUGAAUUUAUCGACCAAGGGCAAACUGCGGGCACUGUUGGCGAAAAAUUUCCUGAGGAUGUGGCGAAACGUGGGCGUGAUGUUGUUCAUCUUCGCACUGCCGGUAAUGCAGGUCAUUCUGUUCUGUCUUGCGAUCGGGCGUGAUCCCACCAAUCUGAAUAUGGCCAUCGUCAACGGAGAAAUGAACUCGUCGCUGACCGGGGAGUGUGUUUUCGAUGCGGGCUGCAGCUUUUCGAACCUUUCCUGCCGCUAUCUGAACCAUCUGAAUGACACGAUAGUGAAAAACUAUUAUCCGGAUCUGGACUCGGCGCUCGAUGCGGUACGGCAAGGCAAUGCCUGGGGAGCGCUCUACUUUACCAACAACUUUACCGAUGCACUGGUCGCGCGAAUUGCGUUAGGUCGCGAUUCGGACGAUGAAACCCUGGACCAGUCGGAGAUUCGGGUUUGGCUGGACAUGUCUAACCAACAGAUCGGUAUCAUGCUGAACCGGGAUCUGCAGGUCGCCUAUCGGGAAUUUGCCCAGGAGCUGCUGCGGGUUUGCGACAACAAUCCCAAGCUCGGUGACGUCCCUAUUCAGUUCAAGGAACCGAUCUACGGUACCAAUGACCCCUCGUUUACUGAUUUCGUAGCCCCCGGUGUAAUUUUGACAAUUGUAUUCUUCUUGGCCGUGGCUUUGACCUCAUCAGCGCUGAUUAUUGAGAGAACCGAAGGUCUUCUGGAUCGAUCCUGGGUUGCCGGUGUGUCUCCCGGUGAAAUCCUGUUCUCCCAUGUGGUUACCCAGUUUGUGGUUAUGUGCGGCCAGACUGCCUUGGUGCUCGUCUUCAUGAUUGUGGUCUUUGGUGUUACGAACAACGGAGAAAUUACCUGGAUCGUGCUGCUAACAAUUCUGCAGGGUCUGUGUGGCAUGUGCUUCGGAUUCGUCAUUUCGGCCAUCUGCGAGCUUGAGCGGAAUGCCAUCCAGCUGGCCCUAGGAUCCUUCUACCCGACGCUGCUACUGUCCGGUGUCAUCUGGCCCAUCGAAGGUAUGCCGGUGGUAUUGCGUUACGUGUCCCUGUGCCUGCCUCUGACCCUGGCCACAUCGUCGCUACGAUCGAUUCUGACCCGUGGCUGGAGCAUAACGGACGAAAACGUCUACAUGGGCUUCGUUUCGACGAUAGCCUGGAUUGCCCUGUUCUUAAUCGUAACGAUACUGGUGUUGAAGUUCAAGCGAGGUUAAACUAGCUAGGUAGCUCUUAAGGACAAAUUUUCUGUAUGUAAAACUCUAGCAUUCAUUAAUUUAUAUGAAAGCGCAUGCAUCUUUAUCGACUUUGUGUGUGUGUGAUCGUCGUCGUUCAUGGGGUUGUACUUUUCGGGUGGAGGAAAUUUACAAAGCCCUUCAGCAACCAAUCCGUCCAUAGUUGAGCUGGUGAGUUUCCACGAAUUUGAAAAAAAAACACAAAAGAAGAGCCCCGCUCCACCAUAUCCGUUUAAUGCGGAAGAAAUUCGACGACAUUUGCCAGUUCAACCAUCGAUUAGAGUAAACAAAAAAUUCCGAUCUAUCAAGGAAUGACCCAAGGUCUGAAGCUCAUCUUGUUCGUAUUUAGCUUUUUUAUUUUAAACCAGCAACACUUGUUUGAUCUUUUCAUCAUUUUUCCUCGUACACCUUCUUAAGAAGCAAGAGCUUCUAGAAAACAUCGCACAGCUCUAUUGGCAGUCAAAGGAACCCCCCAAAUCCCUUUCCCCCAUACUAUAAGCCUGAAUUUUAUUUGCUCAAUUUUUAGUUAUCAACUUUUAAUUCCGAAUUAGUCCAAUGCCACAAAAAAAGACAUGCAAUCAAACGUCGUCCCACUUCAGUCAGUUUAACAAGAAAUAGAUCCAAUUUAUUUCCCUUCCGAUAAUCCUCGCUCGAAGGAUUAUCUCGAACGAAAUAGAACGACAUCGAAAAAAACAAACAAACAAAAUCCGUCAACCAGCAAUAGUUUUCCACCCAGGCGAUGGAUGCAAUGUAAACAAUUAAUGAUCUGUGAUGAUACAUAUUUUUGUCUAUUUUUUAUAAACAUGUAAUUUUCUCUUAGAUUCUGUUUUUAUAACGUGUAACAGGAAUGUAGUGAGAGAGUUUUUGUGUUAAAAAAAUGUGUUGAAACUGAUUGAAAAAAGCAAACCAUAGACUUAAUGAAAGAAAAAAAGUAACAUUACCUAGGAAUAAAUUUUUAUAAAACUCUCUGGAGAUAACUCUUUUCAGCUGUUCCCAAAUAAUGGAGUAGAAAACAAAACAAUCAACAAUGAGAGAAAAUGAAAUGGCACGUGGUAAUCAUCCUCUGUCGUCUCGUGUAAAGUAGUAGUUUGUAGUUGAAAAAGAUUGUUGAUAAGUUUUGCGAGAAAAUGAGUAAGUUCGUUUUCUUUCCGGAGUUUUCCAUUCCUAGAGCCACACCCUAUAAACGCAUAUGUAAUCUCUAGUUUUUUUUUUCAAGUAACUUGUGAAGGGUUAAUCAGACACUCGUAUCUAAAACAAAAUUUGAAUCUGAGGGUUGCCCUCUUUCUCGGGCAAUCGGUUAGCUAUUUACCUACCUUUGUUAUUUUAACUUUGUCUUAACCAUAGUCACGGUUCACGAACAAAAAAUAACCCCGAAAAAUCGUGUCACUUUUAAAAAACACUCUAUUCGAUUCGUGACCACUUUUUCGCUGCUUGGUAGCGCGCUGUGCAUUUUCGCGCCACGGCUAUCGAACUAUUCGGAUCGGUCCAAUUAUUAGAAUAGUUUAGGUAAACGAAAGAAAAAUCAACAUUAUUAAGACAUCUUGUAGUACCACCUACAUACUUACAUAAAUUGUUUUGAAACAACGACUCUAGACAGGUUCUUAUCUUUCUUUUUAUUUAGUAAACAGUGAAUUAAAAUGGGACAGACAUAUCGUACAUGAAAAUGGAUAAAAUUAAGGACAAUCUAUAAGGAGGAAUGUGAAUAAAAUAACCUUAAAA